AUGUCGGACGUAGCACAUAAGCAAGAGGAGCUCCAGAGGUUGCGCAAGGCGCUGACCGAAGCACACGACAGCGGUAAGAAGACGGCCAUUCAAGAGGUACUGACUCAGCUGUACAGUAUCCGCGUCGAUGAGAAGCUGCUGAGGGCUGUCGGCAAGCUGAGAAACAACGAGGACGCGGAGAUUGCGACCCAGGCCAAGAGACUGGUGCACAAAUGGAAGAAGGACGUUAUGGCAGCAAAUGCAAAGGGCGGCUCUAACUCGGCCAAUGGCUCAACCAAUGGCUCGGCCAAUGGCUCAGCAAAUGGCACAGCAGCGAACAGCGGGGCCAGUGCGGAGCAGCCUCCGCCCGCAAUGCGGCGGGCAUCGAGCACGGCCGGUGCGCGCACAGUUGCGAGCGAUGGCAUCACUAUCCCUGCGCCUGAAAUGCUGUAUAAUGCCAUGGCGGUCGACAGUAAUGCCGACGGAGAGUUGAUUGCUAAGCGUGCAGCGGCCAUUGAGCGGAUAGAGUAUGCAAAGGAGAGCGGCGCGACACCCAACUACAAGGCGCGCAUCAGGUCGCUGGUCCUGAACCUGAAGGAUAAGAAGAAUCCAGCCCUGCGCAUGCGUGUGGUCGACGGUAACAUUUACGCCCGAGCGGCUGUGCUCGAUGUCCAAGGAGGAGAUGGCGUCAGACGAUCUGAAGGAGCAGAUGGAGAAAUCAAGGAGGAAAACCUAUUCAAGGCACAGGGUGCAGGCCAGACCGAGGCAGAGACUGACCAGUUCCGGUGUGGUCGCUGCAAGAGCCGCAAAUGCACAUACUACCAGAUGCAGACGCGGAGUGCGGAUGAGCCGAUGACCACGUUCGUUACGUGCACCAACUGUAACAACCGGUGGAAGUUCUGCUGA
Molecule: messenger RNA, 885 nt
Organism: Linderina pennispora
Lineage: Eukaryota; Fungi; Kickxellomycota; Kickxellomycetes; Kickxellales; Kickxellaceae
Product: transcription elongation factor
Exons: 5
Coding region: 1-885 (294 amino acids)
Biological process (GO): DNA-templated transcription
Cellular component (GO): nucleus
Molecular function (GO): nucleic acid binding; zinc ion binding
Source: RefSeq, a predicted model, not a curated record